UUUCAGGUCACCCUGGGCAGUUGCUGUCUGACUUGGUGGAAAGGAUGGGAGAGAAGAAAAAUCAGAUAAAGGGAAUUGUCGGUGGCGCAAUUAGCAGAGGGCUUCGCGGGCAAGCCCAACCCCUUCUGCUUCGCAGGACAUCUUAGCUCAGUUGUUUCAGUGCCGCUGGGAGCCGGCUCCAUCUCUGUUUCUGUGUAAAUGCCUGAUCCCCGUGCCAUUCCUCCCGGGCUGGGAGCUGCCUCCCGGAGUGAAUCAGACAGCGCCUGAGAUGUGAAACCCUCCUUCUUCUCUAGACUAGCGGCUGGACCCCCUUCCGGAACAGCGGGCCCUUCCCACGCCCAACCUCUGCUGUCUACAGUUGGCAUAAACAGUGACCUUUUUUUGUUGUUGUUGCAAGAUUUGAAUAUUAUUAUUUUUUUGGCCCAGCAGAUGAAUCUUUUUGGGGUUGCUGUCGAAUGCUGCUCGCUGACUCGGAUGUUUUAACUUUCCCUAGGAGACCCCCCCGCCUUUUGCUCUUUGUGGGUGUGUGUGAGGGGGGAUGUCUGAUGGUUUCCGGCUGAAAUUCGGCACAACGGACCCCUCCCUCCUUUUGCGAAGGAAAGCCCCCUUGCCCUGCGCCAGCUUGUAAGGAGAAGGUGGGACAGGGAAGGGAGCCAGCGUGGAUUGCCUUGCCGGGCCCUGCGGUAGCUGGUGUCAGAAUUGUUCCUGGCAUGCUGCUCAUGCCCAGGGCACAGGGGCUGCCGGCGAUGUUGCAGACUAUUUACGAGAGCGAAUCGUGUUUUUCUUCAGAUGGGGUAUCCGGACGCGAGCAGUCGCUGGAGCUCCUUUCGCGGACUCCGCUCCAUGGCCUUCCCGUGGCAGCGGUAGACGUGAAGCCGGUGCUGCCCGUGGCCAUGCAGAACUCCCGCGGCGGUGGCGGCAGCAGCCCGGUGGACCUGCGGACAGACGCCCGGGGCAGCGGGCCCAGCGUGGACCCGGCGGUGCGGGAGCAGCAGCUGCAGCAGGAGCUGCUGGUCCUGAAGCAACAGCAGCAGUUGCAGAAGCAACUGCUCUUCGCCGAGUUCCAGAAGCAGCACGAGCACUUGACGCGGCAGCACGAGGUCCAGCUGCAGAAGCACCUCAAGCAGCAGCAGGAGAUGCUGGCAGCAAAGCGGCAGCAGGAGCUGGAGCAGCAGCGCAAGCAGGAGCAGCUGCGGCAGGAGGAGCUGGAGAAGCAGCGGCUGGAGCAGCAGCUCCUCAUCCUCCGGAACAAGGAGAAGAGCAAAGAAAGUGCGAUCGCCAGCACGGAAGUGAAGCUAAAACUCCAGGAGUUCCUACUCAGCAAGUCAAAAGAGCUGACCGCAGGUGGCUUCAACCAUUCCCUCCCACAGCACCCCAAAUGCUGGGGAGCCCAUCAUACCUCGUUGGACCAGAGUUCCCCUCCCCAGACAGGCAGCCCGGGAACACCGCCCUCCUACAAACUACCCCUACUCGGCACAUACGACAGCAGAGACGACUUUCCGCUCCGGAAAACCGCCUCGGAACCCAACUUAAAAGUGCGCUCGCGGUUAAAACAGAAGGUGGCCGAGCGCAGGAGCAGCCCCCUGUUGCGGAGGAAAGACGGGACCGUCAUCAGCACGUUCAAAAAGAGAGCCAUCGAGAUCACGGUCUCCUCCGUGUGUAACAGCGCCCCGGGGUCCGGUCCCAGCUCCCCGAACAGCUCCAACAGCGCCAUCGCCGAGAAUGGCUUCACAGGCUCCGCCCCCAACAUCCACACCGAGCUGCUCCCCCAGCACAGAGCCCUGGCCAUGGACGGGUCCGCUAGCCAGCUCAGCCUCUAUACCUCCCCGUCCCUGCCCAACAUCUCCCUCGGACUGCAGGCAACGGUCACCGUGACCAACUCGCACCUCAACGCUUCCCCAAAGCUCUCCACCCAGCAGGAGGCGGAGCGCCAGGCCAUCCAGUCGCUGCGCCAGGGCGGGGCGCUCACGGGCAAGUUCAUGAGCACCUCGUCCAUCCCCGGCUGCCUGCUGGGGGUCGCCCUGGAGGGCGAGACCAACAGCCACGGGCACGCCUCCCUGCUGCAGCACGUGCUGCUCCUGGAGCAGGCCCGCCAGCAGAACACGCUGAUCGCCGUGCCGCUCCACGGCCAGUCCCCGCUGGUGACGGGCGAGCGCAUCUCCACCAACAUGCGGACGGUCAACAAGCUGCCCCGGCACCGCCCGCUGAGUCGCACCCAGUCGUCCCCGCUGCCCCAGAGCCCCCAGGCCCUGCAGCAGCUGGUCAUGCAGCAGCAGCACCAGCAGUUCCUAGAGAAGCAGAAGCAACAGCAGCAAAUUCAGCUUGGCAAGAUCAUCACCAAGACGGGCGAGCUGCCCCGCCAGCCCACCACGCACCCAGAGGAGACGGAGGAGGAGCUGACGGAGCAGCAGGAGGCGCUGCUGGAGGACACGGUGCCCCUGGGGCCGGUGGCCUUCGUGGUGGACGGCUCGCCGGAGAGCGAGAGCACGCAGGACGAGCUGGAGGAGGACGAGGGCGGCGAGCCGGUGAAGGACGAGGGGGGCGCGAGCGGGGACGAAGACGAGCACAUCGACUCGCCGGAGGUGGAGGAGCUGGGCGUGGCUUACAAGCAGGUGUUCCCCGAUCCUCAGCCGCUGCAGCCCAUCCAGCUCUUCCCAGCUUCCCUGACCAUCACCACCCUGCCUCACCAAGCGCUGAGCCGGACCCAGUCCUCGCCCGCCGCCACAGGCAUCAAGAACACGGCGGCUGAACCCCCUGUCAAACACCUGUUCACUACUGGCGUGAUCUACGACACGUUCAUGCUAAAGCACCAGUGUAUGUGCGGGAACACUAACAUUCACCCAGAGCAUGCUGGGAGAAUCCAGAGCAUCUGGUCCAGGCUCCAGGAGACCGGCUUGCUGAGCAAGUGCGAGCGGAUCCGGGGCAGGAAAGCGACGCUGGACGAAAUCCAGACAGUCCAUUCGGAGCAUCACACGUUGCUCUACGGAACCAGCCCCCUCAACCGGCAGAAACUUGACAGCAAGAAGCUGCUAGGUCCCAUCAGCCAGAAGAUGUAUGCGGUCCUGCCCUGUGGCGGCAUCGGGGUGGACAGCGACACGGUGUGGAACGAGAUGCACUCGUCCAGCGCUGUCCGCAUGGCUGUGGGCUGCUUGGUGGAGUUAGCCUUCAAGGUGGCCUCGGGAGAGCUCAAGAAUGGAUUUGCUGUCAUCCGGCCCCCGGGGCACCACGCGGAGGAAUCCACGGCCAUGGGUUUCUGCUUCUUCAACUCCGUCGCUAUCGCUGCCAAACUGCUCCAACAGAAGCUCAGCGUCGGCAAGAUCCUCAUUGUGGACUGGGACAUUCACCAUGGCAAUGGCACCCAGCAAGCCUUCUACAGCGACCCCAACGUGCUGUACAUCUCCCUGCACCGCUACGACAACGGCAACUUCUUCCCAGGCAGCGGGGCCCCCGAGGAGGUUGGCAGCGGGAUGGGGGUGGGGUACAACGUCAAUAUAGCCUGGACGGGCGGAGUGGACCCCCCCAUCGGAGACGUGGAGUACCUGGUCGCGUUCAGGACGGUGGUGAUGCCGAUAGCCAACGAGUUCUCCCCGGACGUGGUCCUGGUCUCUGCCGGCUUCGACGCAGUCGAGGGACAUCUGUCUCCCCUGGGCGGCUACUCCGUCACGGCGAAAUGUUUCGGACACCUGACCAAGCAGCUGAUGAAGCUGGCCGGCGGGCGCGUGGUGCUGGCUUUGGAGGGAGGUCACGACCUGACAGCCAUCUGCGACGCCUCAGAAGCCUGUGUCUCCGCCCUGCUUGGCGUGGAGCUGGACCCCCUGGAUCAAGCUCUCCUGCAGCAAAAGCCAAAUGUAAAUGCCGUGGCCACGCUGGAGAAGGUUAUUGAAAUCCAGAGCAAGCACUGGAGCUCUGUGAAGCGCUGUGCCUCGGUGGUCAGCUGUUCCUUGCUGGAAGCGCAGAAGGGAGAAGCCGAGGAGGCAGAGACAGUAAGUGCCAUGGCAUCGCUCUCGGUCGAUGCCGAACAAGGAAGCACAGACUGCAGCCCCAGACAAGUGGAUGAACCGAUGGAGGCGGAGCCUGUUUUGUGAAGUGCCAAGCCGUCGUGUAGCUGUCACUUUUUUGUGGGUUUUUUGGUCAUUUGUGAUUUCGUUCCCCCCCUCCCCCUCCAAAAGGAAUUUUUUUUCUAUUAAAAAGAGGAGAAAAAAAAAAAAAGUCACACUCGACUCCACAACAAAGCCGUGUGUGUGAUUGUGUCCGUCUCCAAGCAGCUGACCCCACCGGCAUUUCAGUCUUGUCCCCGCACCUUUGGGAUUCAGGGGUUUGGUUGGUUUUGAUUUCCUCCUCUCCUGUCUUACUUCUCCGUCGUUCUUCCCUUUGGCGACACACGGUAGCAGCGAAACAAGAAACUGUUUCACUUUGGGGUCCUUUACGCUCUGUGCUCAGGAGAGAGGAGACGACCCGGCUGAUUUCAAAUCCAAACGGCAACACCGUCCUGAUUUCUCUCCCUCUCUCUUCUUUUCUCGUUCCCCUGGUUCGCUCACACCGAAAUCCAAGCUCUGUGACUUGCGUGCUUUCUUUUUUUAAACCUUCACACCUGAAUUCAUCUUUCUGUCAAUCGUGUUGAAGUGUUUCUGAGACAUAAGUGACUCUGAAUGCUAACUGAAGACGGUCUCUGGGGGAGGAGAAAGGAAAUAUUCGUGCCUUUAAUUAAGUCAUUUUUUUUAAUGCCUUAAUUUCCCUGUGAUUUUCAUUUUGCUCUUUUGAGUUACCGUUUCAGAGGGAGCUAUACAUAUAUAAAUACGGGACAGGGGAAGAGAGUCACACUUUUUGUUUGAUUCUCAAUCACCCCCUCCCUCCCCAACCAACCCUCCCUUCUCCUACCACACACACUGUGUAAUUAAUCCCAUUGUAAUUAAGAGAGCCACUGUGCAUCCAUGUUCACGACCAAUGCUUUCUGGAAGUUCUUUUGGUUUUGUUUUCACAAAGCCUCGUCUCGCUGUAAAUAAUUUGAUUUCUUGUCUCGUGUGCACAAAAACCGUUGUCCAUUCGUAAAAAAAAACAAAAACAAAAAAACAGAAAAAAAAGGAAAAAAAAAAUAUUUUUCUUUUCCUGUUACUUCACCAGCCUAAGAGAACUUAGAAGGAUUUUAGCUUUAAAAGAGGAAAAAAAAAAAACAAAGGUAUAUAAUUUUAUUACAGAUGUAUUAUUUAAUAGUAUUUUUUUAAAUGCACCGCACAUGCUUUUCCUUUGGAAAGUCGGGUGGUGGGGGGCCGGAGAUUUGCACCAAGGACAGAGCUGGGUGGUUUUGUUUUAAAUGAUUCUUCGGCGGCGGGAUUUCUAAGUUUCGGGUGAUGUCAGCCUGCGUGUCGUGUGGUUUUGCUCUUCGGUUGAAACCUCUGAUGAGGUCUGUCGGGGUCACCGUUCCCUUUGGGUUUAUUGCUCCCAGGGGCUCCCUGUGGAAUGGCCUCUUUGAUCAUCUCAGCAUUUGGAUUCACCUUUCUGUUCUGCCCUGUUCGUAGACACCCACGUGUCCUGGCUGUGUAGCAAGGAGAUACAAGUCAUUGGGGGGAGGUGGGGGGGGGGUUAGGUUUGUCCUGGUGUGGAGGCAUAGGACGAUGACCGUCGGCUGACCAGAGACUGUAGUGGUGCUUAGGUCUGGUGCUGGGCCCCCGCGCAGGGCGGCAAGGGGCUGACAUGUUGCAUUGGCAGGGGGGUGAAUUUCACCCUGGCCUACAGGAAGUGAUGCGGGAGGAUUCCGUGCCGCUCGCCGCUGUGUGAGGCAUUCUGGGAAGCGGCAGGGUGGAUCUAGAACCCUUGGCUGCUGCGGGGUUCUGCAGUUUGCCCCUCCCGUCGGGUUCUCAGUACUAGACCCAGAUCCAAACAGCCCCAGAGACAAUUGCUGGCCCCUCUGAUGAGGCAAACCUGAGUGCUUUGGGGUGGACUGUCCCACUGCCAGAGGCCCCUUCUUUGUCGUCAGUUGUCUUCCUCUCCCCGGCUCAGAUCCCUUCUCCCCGACACCGCAGUGGGAGUAGCUGUGUUGAACUUCCCUCACGAAGGCCCUGUCUACGCUGGGGUUCAAGCCCUGACAGCAGACAGGGCCAAUUGCCCCUCCCAGAGAUACCCCUGGGACACGUCACCCUCCCUUUGCAGGUUGCAGUGAUUUUCAGGCCCUUUGUGGCCUCCCCUACAAGGCUCCCACAGCCCAGUGCAAGCCCCUUCCAGCCUGCGUGUGGGGAUCAGAUUUUGCCCCUGCGUCCCCGAGUGGCUGGCUGAGUGCUGGGCCCCUUUCACGGCCUUACUUGCCUCCCUCCCCCAAACUGUUUCGUAGCCGUCAGGUCCAACGGCACGAGCCCAGGCCAGCGCAAGGGUGUGCGGACGAGAGGGAGCGUCGAAGCGCUCUCAGGGCACGAGGCUCCCCGCCUGCUGCCCAGCUGCGGCACCCUGCCCCUGAAACAGAGAGGCAAGCCAGCCACUUGUCUCUUGUGCCCAACACUAACUGAGCGGAGCUGGGGUGAGUUAGUGCAAUACAUACUUGUGAACACUAGAUGGUGGUCUGCUCCCUAGAGCUCUGCACAUUUCACUCUCAGUACCGCCAGGUGCUAAACUGGUUCUUCCCCUGUAGGGCAACUCGAUCACCCUUCGAGGGGAGAAGGAUCUAUGCACCUUGGCCUCCGCCUGGCUGGCUCUGAAGAGAGUUCCCCUGGGACCCCCAGGAGCUUCUGGCAGACGGGUAGCAAAGCAAGACCUAGCCAAACAGCGCUGGUUACCCAAGAGCUCCGUGCUCGGAUAGCUUUGUCCCAAGGACGGGCGUGCUAGGGCCGAGCUGCUUUGCCAUUCAAGCUGCCGGGCAUUUCCGAUCCUGGCCCAUUGCAGAGGCCUCUCCAGUGCUGCUCCAUUGGCGAGAUCGCAACUGCUCCUUAGCCGGGGCCGUGCCGUUUGGCGUGUGGCUAAACCUGCCAGGGCACCGCCUGCCAGCUCACCUCACUUGUAGGCCAGACUCCAGGCCUGGCUACGUGUGAGUAAGAAACCCAGCUCUCUUGUUCCGAAAACCAGUGCCCUAGAGAGAGCUGUGGACUUUACUCAGGUGAAACAAAGAGAGAUGGGUCAUUGAUCCUCCCUAGCAUGGGAUGGUGAUGGGGGGACUUAUGCAGGUUGAUCUUCUUAUCCGGCUCCCCAUCCCAGCCCUUCUCUCCAGCACGGUGCUGGCCAUUAGCUUUGGUGGCGAAGGUCGGAUGGUCUAUUCAGACUCUUGAGGAGCAGUUAAAGGCAGAAGGAGCAGGGGUAGAAUCAAGAGGGGUUGGUUUAUUGGCAGCUGAGUAGCUUCUCCCUGGUGGCUUCUUGAGGAAACCUGCAGCGGUGGCAGGGUCCGUGUAGCAGUGACUCUAGGGUACAACGCGUGUCCCUGUGGUUGUCGGUUCACAUGCAGCUCAGGUUGGCAGUGACUAUGGGUCUGUCUACACUGGACUGUAAACCCAGGCUCAGACUCACAUUUGGGCCCAUCCACACACAAAUCAGUCUGAGGUGGGUCAGCAAGCACUCAGGACCCUGGUCCUAGGACCUACCUGGGGCGGUUGGGGGAGGAGUGGGAGCCGGAGUGCCACUGCGAUUCGGGUCCAAGCCCUGUCGUUUUGCAGUGCGGAUGCAGUUCAAGCUGCAGCCACGAGUGAGAAGUCCUGCCCAGUGCAGUGUGGGCCCGUUAGCAUGGCUGUGAGCCCCAGGUCCAGCACCUGUAAACCCAGGUUUACCACACAGUGUGGACACACAAGCACGGGCUUGAGUCCACAAGCCUUGGGUCCCACAGACCCGCGUUUGCAAUGGAGCGUAGACAUACUCGGUAGGGUCCCGGUGACACACCGCGGCGGAGCCGUGCUCGGUAGGGCCCCAGUGACGCACCGCGGCGGAGCCGUGCUCGGUAGGGCCCCGGUGACGCACCGCGGCGGAGCCGUGCUCGGUAGGGUCCCGGUGACGCACCGCGGCAGAGCCGUGCUCGGUAGGACCCCGGUGACGCACCGCGGCGGAGCCGUGCUCGGGAGGGGCCCGGUGACGCACCGCGGCGGAGCCGUGCUCGGUAGGGCCCCCGGUGACGCGCCGCGGCGUAGCCGUGCUCGGUAGGGUCCCGGUGACGCACUGCAGCGUAGCCGUGCUCGGUAGGGUCCCGGUGAUGGAGGUUUAGCUGCAGGGCCUGGAUGUCAGAUUCGUCUCUAAAUACCUUUUGGGCAGGUCAUCCAGGGUCCUGGCUCGGAUCUUCAUCUCCGCCUUUCGCCAGCCCGGCCUGGCACUGAGCAGCACUGAGGCGUGACAUACAAAGCGAGCAGGUGCUGUACGUUGGAAGGCUCCGUUCGGUUCUGAGCUGCCCACCCUUAGUGGAGACGUCGCCCAGUCGGGCGGGCGGGCGUGCAGUGAGACAGGGUCUCCGAGCACGGCCCCGGGGGGCCAACACGGGGGGUGGAUUUUGCCCAUGUGACAAAACCCACCUUCCCACCUGGCGCCACUCCUCUGUCUUGGUAGAGACGUCCAGGACUGAAUUCCCCUUUGCCCUGCCAGGGUGGCCCCCUUCAGGGCAGAGCUGGCCCUGCGGAAGCUUGCCCAUGCUCAAUGGCUCAGUUCCUCUUGGCAAGGCAGGAGAUGUGGAAACCCCGGCAGGACUUCCCAGACUAGGGGCUCGCUGCUCUCGGCUGGGCUCUCGCCCGGAGGCAGGGAGACCUUCGGCACAGAAGGGUCUAAUAUAGCUCGUCUCAGCACUCAGGGAGUUGGAACAGGGCUCUCAGCCCUCUGCUCGCCCCUUGCUGGGCAAACCCACUGGAGGAAGGGUCCCGAUGGGUCACUCGAAGCCACGGGUGGUCCCUUCGAGGCCCUGUCUCCACUGAGCUCCCAGAUCCCCUUCCCAGACCAGCACGGAGGUCGUUGCCAGGUUUCCAGAGGGCAUAUCCGGGAGCAGGGUGGUUUACAAGGUUUAGCUCUCCUGAUUAAAGGCCCACCUAGAAGCCACGCUAGGUCCGUUCUGCCAAGAACCCCUGUCCAAACGUGAGCCCCGCUUCCCUGGGACGGCUUGGCAGUGGCUUGCCCGCCGGGCAGGCAGAGCCCGAGUUCUCUGCUCUAAUCCCAACCGCUGGAAAUACCAAGCAAGGCACCCUCAGCUCGGCCACCACAGCUGGCUCCCACGUGGCAGGCCCCGAACACGGCACUAUCACGGGAGCUGAGCCCCUUGAAAGACUCAAGCUGGUUCUUAAUUGCCCCCCCCCCCCCAAACCAGGCUGCCCCCAGGAGCCAUCCCCCACUCAGUGGAGACCCCACGGGCCAACAGCAGCAAUUGCUCCUGCCUCUUCUUUGGGUGGGGAACCUCCCCUCCUACCCACCUUGGCUAAAUGUUGCCCUGAUCUUGCCACGAUGGUAGCACAGUUCCCUUCAUCUGCCCUGUCUGCUCUAGAGAUACAACUGCCCCGCCUCCCCCCCACGGUUACAACCCUGUUUCGUUCCGGAGUGUAGACGGGACCUCAGGCUUGUUUUCUAGCCGCGCUAUGGCAUCGUUCUAAUCCAGUUCCAAAACGCUGGCCGAAACCCGUCUCCGCUCCGCAACGCAGUCCCGGUGUAGCCGGCCCAGGGACGAGCCGUCUGGAACUGUCACCUGGACAUGGCUGUAUGGGUAGGACCGUUCGACUUUCUGAUGUACCAGUAACCAGAGGGCCCUGUUCACCCUCCCCCUGCACCUCGCACAGUCAUCUGGGUGUAAAACGCUACCGGAUCAGACCAGGCCUGUUUCACACCCUCAGUGCACUCGUGCAAACGACUGGCACGGGGGAGUCGGGCCCGUCCGAUCUCAGCACCUGAAUACAGCUUAGCCCCUUCUGCCCAAGUAAAGCCAAACUCUGUUCUCAACUGUGUUGGAAUCCAACACUGAUCCUAGAGAUCGGGGGGAAGAGAGGGGGGAAUGUUUCGCCUUUCUGCUCGUAAAACCCUCCAGUCUUAAAGAAACCGAGAGAAGAAAAGCAUUUUCCCCUUGGUCACAUUGUUCCUCAUCAUGGUAAUGAGUUUCUUUAUUUGGGGGGGGGAAGGCAGUGAGCCACUUCCCCCCGCUUUGCAGUCUGUCUCGGUUGCAGUAUGGGGGUGUCAAGUUUCUGCCAGGGCACUGUUCUUCAUUCAUUUGCAAAAAAAAGCCAUGACUCCAUUGGACACCUGUAAGUGUUUGUCCAUGGGUGGAUUGUGUCCCAUGGUCUCGUUUCUGAGUUUCACACCGUCUCGGCAGUAUUACGUUGUUGGGGGUGGUCUGUGCCGUUUUUGUUGUUCCUGUCCCCUGGACGCUGCAAAAUGCCACCACCCCCCUCCGGGGUGGGAACUGUUUCUGUCUGAGGGUUUGGUUUUGGUUUUCUGGUUUUUUGCCCUGCUCUCUGUCUCGCUCUCGCUAUGGUUUUCAGUUGAGUAUUUUGUAAUCUGUUACAAUGUUUGUCCUUGUGUAAAUAAAACUGUUUCUGGCAAUACC
Trachemys scripta elegans is the source of this 10474-nucleotide messenger RNA. It is a transcript of the gene HDAC5, whose product is annotated as histone deacetylase 5. Gene Ontology annotation, cellular component: histone deacetylase complex. The transcript is spliced from 25 exons. Gene Ontology annotation, molecular function: histone deacetylase activity. Gene Ontology annotation, biological process: negative regulation of transcription by RNA polymerase II; chromatin organization. The coding region runs from base 711 to 4085 and encodes 1124 amino acids. Lineage: Eukaryota; Metazoa; Chordata; Testudines; Emydidae. The record is from RefSeq and is a predicted model, not a curated record.